Molecule: messenger RNA, 213 nt
Organism: Suillus fuscotomentosus
Lineage: Eukaryota; Fungi; Basidiomycota; Agaricomycetes; Boletales; Suillaceae
Exons: 3
Coding region: 1-213 (70 amino acids)
Source: RefSeq, a predicted model, not a curated record
AUGUCAUCUGGAGGCACACAAUCACCACCUCUUGAAUAUACAGGCUCGCAUAUCCCUAUGGGGGUUUCUUCCAUCGAUGGUAGUGUCUCGGAGCCGAUGUUGGAUGCGGAACAACGAAAGACCUACUUUGCUGAGCCGGAGUUGAAAGAACGUGGAGGUACUAAGGAGACAGGGAAAGAGCAGAGAAAGGAAUUGGAGAAGGAGAAACAGUGA